AUGUCCUUGGGCAAAAACGUGAUUUGGGCGGUUGAACUUUCGACAUCAAUGACGAUGGCUAACCUGGCAGCGUUUGGUAUUCCGAAAAAAAAAAAAGACCCGAAGAAUCUCUCUCUCUCUCUCUCUCUAUCUAUCUAUCUCUUCAGUCUCUUCAUAUCUAUCUAUCUAUCUAUCUAUCUAUCUAUGUGUCUCUAUCUCUGUGUGUUUCUAUCUCUCCAUCUAUCUGUCUCAUCUCUAUGCCUCUUCCUCUCCCCUCUCUAUCUAUCUAUCUAUCUAUCUAUCUAUCUAUCUAUCUAUCUAUCUAUCUAUCUAUUCAGUCUCUUCAUAUCUAUCUAUCUAUCUAUCUAUCUAUCUAUCUAUCUCUGUGUGUCUCUAUCUCUGUCGGUCUAUCUAUCUAUCUAUCUAUCUAUCUAUCUAUCUAUCUAUCUAUCUAUAUCCUUUGCCUUUCUUCGUUUUUCCUUUCUUCAUCGUUUUUGCUUUCUUCUUCGUUCUUACUUUCUUGUCUCCAUUUUUGCUUUCUUCUUCGUUUUUGAUUUCUUCUUUGUUUUUGCUUUCUUCUUCAUUUUUGCUUUCUUCCUCUUCGUUUUUGCUUUCUUUUUCGUUUUUGUUUUCUUCUUCUUCGUUUUUGCUUUCUUCUUCUUCUUCGUUUUUGCUUUCUUCCUCUUCGUUCUUACUUUCUUCUUCUUCGUUUUUGCUUUCUUCUUCGUUUUUGCUUUCUUCAUCUUCGUUUUUGCUUUCUUCUUUUUUGCUUUCUUGCUCUUCGUUUUUGCUUUCUUCUUCGUCGCUUUUGCUUUCUUAGUUUUUGCUUUCUUCCUUUUUGCUUUUUUCCUCUUCAUUUUUGCUUUCUUCCUCUUCGUUUUUGCUUUCUUGCUCUUCGUUUUUGCUUUCUUGCUUUUCGUUUUUGCUUUCUUCUUCGUCGUUUUCCUUUCUUUGUUUUUGCUUUCUUCCUCUUCGUUUUUGCUUUCUUCUUCAUUUUUGCUUUCUUGCUCUUCGUUUUUGCUUUCUUUCUUCGUUUUUUUGCUUUCUUCUUCGUUUUUUUCUCUUCGUUUUUGCUUUUUCCUCUUGUUUUUUUCUUUUCAUUUUGCUUUCUUCGUUUUUUGUUUUUGUUUUUUCUUCUGCGUCGUUUUCCUUUUUUGUUUUUCUUUGUUCUGUUUUUGCUUUUUGCUCUUCAUUUUCUUUUUCGUCGUUUUCUUUGUUUUUUGCUUUCUUCCUCUUCGUUUUUGCUUUCUUCUUCCUUUCUUGCUCUUUUUUGCUUUCUUCUUUCGUUUUCCUUUCUUUGUUUUUGCUUUCUUCCUCUUCGUUUUGCUUUCUUCUUCGUUUCAUUUUUGCUUUUUUUUCGUCGUUUUCCUUUCUUUUUUUUUGCUUUCUUCCUCUUUUUUUUUUUCUUCAUUUUGCUUUCUUGCUCUUCGUUUUGCUUUCUUCUUCGUCGUUUUCCUUUCUUUGUUUUGCUUUCUUCCUCUUUUUACUUUCUUCUUUUUUCUUCUUUUUUUUUUUCUUUUCGUCGUUUUCCUUUCUUUUUUUUUUUUCUUCAUUUUGCUUUCUUGCUCUUCGUUUUUGCUUUUCUUUUUCGUUUUUUUUUUUUCUUUUUUGUUUUUUGCUUUCUUCCUCUUCGUUUUUGCUUUCUUCUUCAUUUUUGCUUUCUUGCUCUUCGUUUUUGCUUUCUUCUUCGUCGUUUUCCUUUCUUUGUUUUUGCUUUCUUCCUCUUCGUUUUUGCUUUCUUCUUCAUUUUUGCUUUCUUGCUCUUCAUUUUGCUUUCUUUUUCGUCGUUUUCCUUUCUUUGUUUUUUUUUCUUGCUUUGUUCUUCAUUUUUGCUUUCUUGCUCUUCAUUUUUGCUUUCUUCUUCGUCGUUUUCCUUUCUUUGUUUUUGCUUUCUUCCUCUUCGUUUUUGCUUUCUUCUUCAUUUUCUUUUUUCUUCGUUUUUUUCUUCUUCGUUUUUUUCUUUGUUUUUGCUUUCUUCCUCUUCGUUUUGCUUUCUUCAUUUUUCUUUUUGCUCUUCAUUUUUGCUUUCUUUUUCGUCGUUUUCUUUCUUUGUUUUUUUUCUUCCUCUUCGUUUUUGCUUUCUUCUUUUUUGCUUUUUCUCUUUUUUUUUUUCUUUCGUUUUCCUCUUGUUUUGCUUUCUUCUUCUUUUUUGCUUUCUUCUUCAUUUUUGCUCUUUGCUCUUCGUUUUUUUCUUUUUCGUUUUCUUCUUUGUUUUUUUUCUUCCUUUCGUUUUUGCUUUUUUUCUUCGUUUUUCUUCGUUUUUACUUUUCUUCUUUCUUCUUUUGUUUUUCUUUCUUCUUCGUUUUUUUUCUUUCUUCGUCUUCUUUUUUUUUUCGUUUUUUCUUUCUUCUUCUUCCUUUCUUAGUUUUUGCUUUUUCUUUUUUCUUUUUUUGCUUUCUUCCUCUUCGUUUUUUUUUCUUUUUUUUCGUCGUUUUUCCUUUCUUUUUUUGCUUUCUUCCUCUUACUUUCUUCGUCUUCUUUUUUUUUUUGCUUUCUUCUUUUUUUGCUUUUCUUCUUCGUUUUUUCUUGCUCUUCGUUUUUUGCUUUCUUCAUCUUCGUUUUUUUCUUUCUUUUUCGUCGUUUUCCUUUUUGCUCUUUGUUUUUUUUCUUCUCUUCGUUUUUCCUUUCUUUUUUUUUCUUUUUUGCGUUUUCUUUUUCGUUUUUCUUUCUUCUUCGUUUUCGUUUUUGCUUUUCUUUUUUGCUUUUUCCUCUUCGUUUUUGCUUUCUUUUCGUCAUUUUUCUUUUUUCUUUUUUGCUUUUUCUUGUUUCUUUCUUUUUUUAUUUUUUUCUUUCGUUUUUUUCUUCUUUUUUUGUUUUUCUUCGUUUUGCUUUUCUUUCUUUUUUUGCUUUCUUUUUUUCCUUUCUUUUUUUUUUUUCUUCUUCAUUUUUGCUUUCUUCUUCUUUUUUUUUUGCUUUUUUCCUUUCUUUCUUUGUUUUUUUUCUUUCUUUUUUUGUUUUUUUUUCUUCAUUUUCUUUCUUAUUUUUUCGUUUUGCUUUUUUCUUCGUUGCUUUCUUCCUCUUCGUCUUUCUUCUUCAUUUUUGCUUUUUGCUCUUCAUUUUUGCUUUUUUUCGUUUUCUUUUUUUGUUUUUGCUUUCUUCCUUUGUUUUGCUUUCUUCUUCAUUUUUUUUCUUUCAUUUUGCUUUAUUUUCGUCGUUUUCCUUUCUUUGUUUUGCUUUCUUCCUCUUCGUUUUGCUUUCUUCUUCAUUUUGCUUUCCUCUUCGUUUUUGCUUUCUUCUUUCUUUUUCCUUUCUUUGUUUUUCUUUUCUCUUCGUUUUUUUUUCUUCAUUUUGCUUUCUUUUCUUCAUUUUCCCUUUCUUUUGUUUUCGUUUUGUUUUUCUUUGUUUUUGCUUUCUUCUUCAUUUUUGCUUUCUUGCUCUUCGUUUUGCUUUCUUCUUCGUCGUUUUCCUUUCUUUGUUUUUUUCUUUUUUCUUCUUCAUUUCUCUUUUUUUUUCUUUUCGUCGUUUUCUUUUUUUGCUUUCUUUUUCUUUUCGUCGUUUUGCUUUCUUCUUCUUUGUUUUUUGCUUUCUUUCUUCGUUUUUUCCUUUCUUUGUUUCUUUUUCCUUUUUGCUUUUCGUUUUCUUCUUUUUUUGCUUUCCCUCUUCAUUUCGUUUUCAUUUUUCUUUCUUUUUUUGUUUUUUUGCUUUCUUCUUCGUCGUUUUCCUUUCUUCAUUUUGCUUUCUUUUGCUCUUCGUUUUCUUUUUUUGUUUUCUUUUCUUGACUUCGUUUUUGCUUUCUUCUUCAUUGCUCUUCUUUUUUUUUUUCUUUUCUUUCAUUUUUGCUUUUCUUUCUUCGUUUUUUUCUUUUUUUUUGCUUUCUUUCUUCGUUUUGUUUUUCUUCUUCCUUUCUUUGUUUUGCUUUCUUCCUCUUCAUUUUUUUUGCUUCUUCAUUUUGCUUUCUUGCUCUUCGUUUUGCUUUCUUCUUUGUUUUCCUUUUUGUUUUUGUUUUUUGCUUUUUCUUCCUCUUCGUUUUUGCUUUCUUCUUCGUUUUUCCUUUCUUUUUUUGCUUUCUUCCUCUUCGUUUUUUGCUUUCUUCUUCGUUUUUGCUUUUUCUCUUCGUUUUUUUGCUUUCUUUUCGUCGUUUUCCUUUCUUUGUUUUUGCUUUCUUCCUCUUCGUUUUGCUUUCUUUUUUGCUUUCUUGCUCUUCAUUUUUUUUUUCUUCUUUCUUCGUUUUCUUUCUUUUUGUUUUGCUUUUUCUUCAUUUUUGCUUUCUUACUUCUUUGUUUUUUUCUUUUCGUCGUUUUCCUUUCUUUGUUUUUGCUUUCUUUUUGCUUUCUUCUUCAUUUUUGCUUUUGCUCUUCGUUUUCUUUCUUCUUCGUUUUUCCUUUCUUUUUUUUUUUUUUUUCAUUUUUCUUUUGUUUUGCUUUCUUUCGUUUUCCUUUUUUCUUUCUCUUCGUUUUCCUUUUUUUCUUCAUUUUUGCUUUCUUUCAUUUUUGCUUUCUUCUUCGUCGUUUUUUUUUCCUUUUUUGUUUUUACUUUCUUCCUCUUCGUUUUUACUUUCUUCUUUGUUUUUUUCCUUUCUUUUUUUCUUCUUCGUCGUUUUUUCGUUUUUGCUUUCUUCUUCAUUUUUUCUUUCUUGCUCUUCAUUUUUGCUUUUUCUUCUUCGUUUUCCUUUCUUUUUUUUGCUUUUUAUUUUUGCUUUUUUUUUUGCUUUCUUCCUUUCGUUUUUUUUUCUUCUUUCGUUUUUCAUUUUUUUUGCUUUCUUCCUCUUCGUUUUUGCUUUCUUCUUCAUUUUUCUCUUUUUUGCUUUCUUCUUUUUUUUUUCUUUUUUUUGCUUUCUUCAUUUUCGUUUUUCUUUCUUCUUCAUUUUGCUUUCUUCCUCUUUCUUUUUUUGUUUUCUUUCUUUUUUGCUUUCUUUUUUCUUCUUCUUCCGUUUUUGUUUUUUUUUUUUCGUUUUUAGUUUCUUUUUCCUUUCUUUUUUGCUUACUUCUUUUCUUUCUUUUGUUUUCGUUUUUGCGUUUUUUUGCUUUCUUCUUUUUUGCUUUCCUCUUCAUUUUUCUUUUCUUCGUUUCGUUUUUCUUUCUUCUUGCUUUCUUCUUCUUCGUUUUUGCUUUUUGUUUUGUUUUCGUUUCGUUUUUGCUUUCUUCUUCAUUCCCUUCGUUCUUACUUUCUUCUUUCGUUUUUUUUCUUUUUUAUUUUUUCUUCUUCCGUUUUGCUUUCUUCAUCUUCGUUUUGCUUUUUCUUGCUUUCUUUUCGUUUUUACUUUCUUCUUCUUUUUUUGCUUUUCUUUUUUUCUUCUUCCUUUCUUCGUUUUUUUUCUUUUUUCGUUUUUACUUUCUUCUUCGUUCUUGCUUUCCUCUUCGUUCUAUCUUUCUUCUUCGUUUUUGCUUUCUUCUUCGUCGUUUUCCUUUCUUCGUUUUUGGUUUCUUAUUUUUCGUUUUUGCUUUCUUCUUUUUCUUCAUUUUCGUUUUUGCUUUCUUCUUCUUCGUUUUUCCUUUCUUCUUCGUUUUUGCUUUCUUCCUCUUCCUUUUUACUUUCUUCCUCUUCGUUUUUGCUUUCUUCUUCAUUUUUGCUUUCUUGCUCUUCGUUUUUGCUUUCUUCUUCGUCGUUUUUGCUUCCUUCUCUUUGUUUUUGCUUUCUUCUUUUUCUCAUACUUUUUGCUUUCUUCUUCUCUUUUCAUUUCCUCGUUACCAACUCUUUCUUUCCUCUCUCGUUAACAACCUUUUCUUUCUCUUAUUCUCUCUCUUUCUCCCACUAAAUCUUUCCCUUUCUCUCUUUCUCUCACUUAUUGCGCUUUCAUUCUCUCCCUUUGCUCUCCUCUCAUUUCUAUUUCCGUCCAAUUUUUGUCUUCCUGUUCUCUCUCUCUCUCGUGAAACCCAGGAUCACAAACUCACAUCUAUCAACCUCUCUCCUCUAUCUCUCAUCUCAUUUGUUCAUCUCUAUCUUUUUGCUCUCUCCCUUGUUCUCUCUCUCCUGUCUCAACUCUCUUUCCUCUUAGUCCAUCUUUCUUUUCACCUGACUUCCGUCUCUCUCAUUCCCUCAUUUCCCUUUUUUCUCCUCUCUCUUUCAUCUCGUUCACUGUCUGUUGGAUCUUUUUCUGACUAUUCUCUCCUCGGACUCUCUCUUUGUUCCUGUCUCUAUCUUUUGCUCUCCUCUCUCUCCUCGCAUAUUUUCUCAACUCUUUUCUCUUUCUUUCUCGUAUCUUUCUUUCACCUGACUUCUCUUCUCUCUCUCUCUCCCUCUCUCUCUCUCUCUCUCAUCUCGUUCACUGUCUGA
This is a messenger RNA of Acanthosepion pharaonis, 6192 nucleotides long. Lineage: Eukaryota; Metazoa; Mollusca; Cephalopoda; Sepiida; Sepiidae. The record is from the annotation of a GenBank genome assembly.